Molecule: messenger RNA, 553 nt
Organism: Sinocyclocheilus rhinocerous
Lineage: Eukaryota; Metazoa; Chordata; Actinopteri; Cypriniformes; Cyprinidae
Product: beta-1,3-galactosyltransferase 1
Exons: 1
Biological process (GO): protein O-linked glycosylation
Cellular component (GO): Golgi membrane
Molecular function (GO): N-acetyl-beta-D-glucosaminide beta-(1,3)-galactosyltransferase activity
Source: RefSeq, a predicted model, not a curated record
AUGGGAAUGCGCUGGGUGGCCACUUUCUGCAACCAAGCCAAGUACGUGAUGAAAACGGACAGCGAUAUCUUCGUGAACAUGGACAACUUGGUGCAUAAACUCUUGAAGCCGGCCACCAAACCUCGACGGAGGUACUUCACGGGAUACGUCAUCAACGGCGGACCCAUUCGGGACAUGCGCAGCAAGUGGUACAUGCCCAGAGACCUUUACCCCGAGAGCAAGUACCCGCCGUUUUGCUCCGGCACUGGGUACGUGUUCUCGGCGGACGUUGCGGAGCUCAUCUACAAGACUUCCUUGCACACCAGACUCUUGCAUCUGGAGGACGUUUACGUCGGGGUGUGUUUGAGGAAGCUGGCCAUUCACCCGUAUCAGAACAGUGGCUUCAAUCACUGGAAAAUGGCCUACAGUCUUUGCAGGUACCGUCGAGUCAUUACCGUACACCAGAUCUCCCCUGAGGAGAUGCAUCGUAUCUGGAACGACAUGACCAGCAAGAAGCAUCUCAAGUGUUAGUGGGAGCUGCCUGAGGAUGUGUAUUUGUGCCCUUUUUUAAAUC